GCCAAAGUCGUCUCGCGCCUCGUCCCGUCCGAGCACGCACGCGGGACGCAGCAGCCAACGCGCCGACAGGUAGCAGAGACCGGUCCCGGAGUACGGCACAAGAAGUGGCCGGCGGCCGGCCGGCCUCCUUCAGCACGACGCCCCGAACCACCGGCGAUCCUUCGGAAGCGACACAGCCGUGGACUAAAGCUGGAGCCGGGACAGUGAGCGAGCGUCUGCAACUCCCAGACCGUUACACGAUGUACCGCUGCUGAAGAGCAGCGUUGUCAGCUUGUCCCCGGCGCCAGCAGCAACCUCUGUCAAGAAGAGAUGCCCGAGGCGCCGGCGCCGUGUUCUGUGCCGUCUGUGCGCGUCGUAGAGAAGAGGUGCGACUGCGAGACGGGUCAUCAUCGUCCAGCUGGUUCUCAGGACGUUCCCUUUGACUUCUAGGCGAGCAGCUUUCGAACAAAAAGAAAGCGUUGCGAGUGGGACAACGGGCGAUGUGUGUUGAGGGAAACGCGACCUUAAGGCACCGCGACAACGCCGUCUGCAGAGCGCUUCCUUUGGUCGUCACCAUCGCAACAGCUGGUAAUCGUCGCCACACUAGUCACCCUUGUGAAAGAAUAGCAACCGUGUCGCUUCUGUGCGAGAACAGCGGCAGUGUAGGUCCCUCGUUCCGUUUGGCAUCGUCUUCGCACAGUCGACGACGACGACUGGCUGUUGAGUGUCUGUGGGCGGGCGACCUUAUCCUUUGGUGACGUGGAUUCCACUGCUGUUCUGUUACGUCUGUGCCGAGUUUAGUGAAGGGCCGGUGAACGCGAGUGCGCGUGUCUCUGUGUGUGGAAUACUCGACGAAAGUUAAGCGAUUGUUCACAUUUCGUGCCAAAACGACACGCUUAAAUUUAGAGUGUGCAGGAACAUUGUACCUGGACUUUCCUUCCAGAAGGCGGUCCAGCUGAGCUCGCAUGUAACGGUUGCGCUAGUACGGGUGACCGGCGUUGGAAUCCCGCUAGUUGCGACCCUAGAACUCCUCCUUUCAAGAAAGCGCAAGUGGAAAAGCGACAACCUGCGCCUAACGGAAAGUUGCCAGCAAGGUUUACAGCAGUGACGUGCGUCGCAGACUAGACGGUAAGUCGACGCGGAGGGAAAAAAAAAGUCUCAGUCUACCUGCCAUUGACGACGUUCGCACUUUCUCCGGGAAACGACGACAGCGCUGAAAUUUAAGGCACGAUUUGUGAAUUGACCGUACAAAACGGACAGUCGAUAUAUAUUUUUAUUUCUGGGGCUUUCGUUGAAAGUCGGAGUGUGUGACAGUGAGUGUAUCUCGGAUACUUCGAGGAAAUUGAGCACCAUCGAAGACCGCCACGUGCCCCGGUGACGUCAUAUUCUGCGGACACAAGGAUACUACUCCUUCGAAAAAGGCACAAUCAGUGCGUUCGGCUGAGGACUACCGCACCACGACACACGGGAUUCGAAAGUUUUUUUCCCGUGGACCUAUUCAUCCGCCAGUACAUUCGCCUACCGAGGAUUCCAGUGGAUCGCUUUGGAAGGUUGUUUCAUGCAGGUAACGCAGCCUCACUGGUGAACAAGGAACCAUCAUUUACAAGCGCGGAGCUAAGAGCCGGUGGCAAAGCAAGAGAGAGACAUGCGCAGUCGGCCGGAGGCGCGCAACUCUGCCUGAUCGCGUCCAUGCUGUGCCCCGUCCUGGCGGUGUCGUGGGCGCUGCUGGUGGCGGCGGUGCUUCCUCCCGCUUGCCGGGCCAGGGCCGUCGCGGGAGGAGGCGACGACCCGGAGCGCGCCCGCGCCAUCGAACUCAUCAAGGGCCGCAUACUGGCCGACCUGGGACUGUCCAGAGCGCCCACGGGCCACGGCCGCGGGGCCUCGGACAGCCUGCACAUGGAGCACAUGAUGCGAGUCUACCGGCGCAGCCUCCACCGGCCGCCCGAGGACGGUGGACGGAGGCGAGCUAGGAAAGGACUCUCCCGUGGAGCCGCCAAGGAGGUCACGCACUACUACAGCUUUAAGAGCGAAGGGAGGGUGCUGCAGAUGGCCCGCAAGGGUCGGGCCUCGCUGCAGCACAUCCGCUUCCCCAUCCACAUCGCCAGCGGGCGGCCACGCGCCGCCAACGCCACCGCGCGGAGCUACAGCGUCCGCUACGCGCGGCUCCGGCUGCGCAUGAUGAGCCGGCGGCCCACGCUGGUGCGCAUCUACCAGCUGCUGGAGCCCGGCUGUCCCUCGUGCGACCGGCGGCUCAUCAACAUCCGGCGACUGUCCCGCAAGGGCCGCCACCGGAUGGACGUCGCCGAAGCGGUCCAGUCCUGGAUCGACCGGCCCGACUCGAACCACGGCCUGGACAUCGAGUGCAAGCCGGCGUGCCGGCUGUCGCGCGACUCCGCGCUGGACGUGGAAGUGGCCGAGGUCCUGAACCGGUCUCACCGCAGCUACCGCAACGGGCCCGCGGGCGUGCUGCUGCAGCACCACCGCGCCAUCGACUGCUCGCACGGGCCGGACAACCAGACGGACCUGUGCUGCCGCCACUCGCUCAAGGUGUCCUUCGCCGAGAUCGGCUGGCACUGGGUGGCCGAGCCCAAGGAGUUCGACGCGUACAUGUGCAAGGGACGGUGCCCCAACGACAACCGGAACUUCAACAGCACGCACGCGCUCGUCCAGAGUCUGAUGAGCGAGCGCGCCGACGUGCCGAGCCCGUGCUGCGCGCCCAAGUCGCUCAAGGGACUGAGCCUGUUGUACCAGGACGGGCCCGACUCGGACCUCUAUACCGUGUCUAUGCAGCAGGGCAUGGUGGUCGAGGAAUGCGCCUGCCUCUAGAGAGCGGGACGAGCCGCCCACUCCGCGGGGCGCGAACCAAAGAUUACUGUGCGCGUGAAGCCACGGGAUAUGCUUACAUCUGGGCAAGGACGCGGCGGGCCCUGGCCGCGACGGCGAACGAUGGCGCAAAGAGCAGCUGAACGCUUGCGGGCGCAUUGCAGAUGUGCGUUGGCAGCCGGAAGGUACGCUAGUCCUUGUCAGGCUUAGCUCAUAAGAUAGACUAACGUACUAACAUUUAGGAUCUAUAGACAUACGCGAGCCGAUUGGGCACCAAUGGGGAUAUUGACAAAAAGGUAACUGUCGUCCAUCUAUCUUUUCUUGUCGAGUCCAUUGUGCACCGGACGCGAGUUUAACAGUCGGAUAAUACGCUAGUCCUUGUUAGGCUUAAUUUCGAAGAGAUACAAACGUACUUCAUUUCUGGACGUGAACACAAUGGACACCUCAGAGGAUACGAACAAGAGGCAACCGUUACUCGUCAGCAUUCUUAUCAAAAUCAAGGUGGGGGCCGACAGACGGAAACACGUAGUGGGAUAAGCAGAAUGAACAGAGGAAAAACUUCAGGCGUUUCGAUAGGAGGACGCUUUUUUGUCAAAGGCCUUUGGCAAAGUUAGGUCAUCUUAUCGAAACACCAGCUAGCUUGUCUGAAGCACUUCCUUUGUUCAUUCCGCUUAUCCCACUUCUUUGUGGGGUGUCCCACCACGCACACAUUUCUUUUUAAUAGACAACCAACAAAAAGUCACGUCAUUUUCGAGUGCUUGUCUCAAAGGCGUAUGAAAUGCAAUGCAGGCGGAGCUAUACAUGUCAGUCGUGAGAAAGCGUUACCUUGUUUUCAAUGCAAUGCUCUUAUGGAUCAUGUUCGGAGAUUGCGAUGUAGAUCACCUUCAGAAGGGCUCGAUUGCCGCAUAACUAGAGUAUUAGUAAAAGCCAGUCAUCGGUCUAACGAAAAGCGUAUGUCUGCCGGUCAGCCUAAGCCUCGCUGCCAGGGUUCGCCUCGCUUUGCCAAAGAACAACCUUGUUGUCGUCAUUGUCAUUCCCAGUGUGUACAAUCGAAGGACUGUGGAGACAAAUCCAACAACCUAAAGAAGAGAUAAGCAAAUGUCAGCGCACCAGGGUACGGUGUCAUGUUCCUCCCGAGGCGCAUUUCCUAUCAAAGCCUCCUAGUUUCUUCCUCAAACGCUUUUUUUUUUUUCUAGUUGCGCGCGUCGCGCGGCCGUUCUUCUAGUGUUCAAAAUGACCUGUGAUAAAGCGCCGUCUGCCUGGGACGUCGCGACGGGACGUUAGGACGCGCGCGACUUUUUUCUUUUUAGGCAACGGAUUCUUCUUGGUGAAGAGGGGCCUCUAUUCCUAAACACCGCCUGCUCGUGCGCUGUGCAAUUUCUCGCGACAUCUGCAUGCCGUACUUGGCGGAAGUGCGACGUCGUAAAAGCAUACGCUAAUGUAUGCCCUUUCAGUCAUCGUGUUUUCAUCGACGUUUACGGCUCCCCCCUCCCGCCCCAAAUAAACAAGCACAACACUCCAUCUCGCCAGUUCAACGCAGUGGGGCGCGAGCGCGUUCAGUUCUGGACCAAUUAGGAAAGGCCACGCGAUGACGUACAUCUGCACUAUGAGUCACCGCGCCAUCUGGUGUCGUCGUCUGCCACCGUCGCUCUGCAGUGCUUCCUCUCGAAAAACUACUGACGUUUCGUUCCAAAGCUGCUUUUAUCUCCACCUCCCAACCUCACAGGUUUGCGAGCACUGCUUAGAAAGAUAUUCAAAAGUGGAACACCAUCAUCGUGUACAAGAUCGCACAGGACGGCUUUUCUCGCUCCUUUGGCAGUAAUUGCACCACUGCGUAGAUCUCGCGAGAUGGUGUAAUGUGCACAGGGGAGUUUCGACGUUCAUGCUACUGCGUCGUGGCGUCACGAGUGAAGUCAACGAGGUGACACCAAGCGAAGAUACCAGAAACGAAAGUGUAUUGGAUCAUAUGGAGGCACUUUAAACCCCCGUUUUCUCAGUGUGUUAUAUAAAGUAUGCGAGAAAAAAAGUGUCUAUGUUGUUUUCCUGAAGACUGUGUGUGCCAAUAAAAUAAACCACAAGCAUGUUGAA
Rhipicephalus microplus (southern cattle tick) is the source of this 4890-nucleotide messenger RNA. RefSeq names its product bone morphogenetic protein 4. The record is from RefSeq and is a predicted model, not a curated record. Gene Ontology annotation, cellular component: extracellular region. Lineage: Eukaryota; Metazoa; Arthropoda; Arachnida; Ixodida; Ixodidae. Gene Ontology annotation, molecular function: growth factor activity; cytokine activity.